AUGGCCACUGAAUUUUAUCAGCAAAAAAAUCCAUACUAUGUCCGCUACAGUGGCUACAUGAAGUAUCCCUAUAGUGAUUAUAAACAACCAUUUAUGAGUUACUAUUCAAAAUCUCUGGGUCCUAUUGGAGGAAUGGCUGAAGACCGUAACAACAGAGAUCGUUAUUCACAUUUCCGCGUAGAGUAUCCUGGAAUCAUGAAUCCAGUUGAAAACGGUGAUUUGGUACGAGGAUAUCAGCGAGCAUAUAGUGGUUGGAACUCACAGCCAAUACAAGCUGUAUUUAGAAAUGAUCCUCCAGUGGCACCCGACAAUUAUGACCUUCUGACUACUUUAUCGCCAUCACGAACAACGGUUGCUGAUUAUUCUAUCUCAAAUUCAAGAAUCUCUGUAGUUCCCGGAGUAGAAAACAUGGUUGAAAAUAUGAAUCGUCUUUCAGAAAUAGCUGGACAACCAGAGUCAGAUUCUGAACGAGAAACUGAGAAACAUUCAAAUACUGUGAAUGACCAGCGAGAUGAACGCAAGACCUCUUAA
Messenger RNA from Enterobius vermicularis (human pinworm), 531 nucleotides. NCBI's taxonomy places the organism in Eukaryota, Metazoa, Nematoda, Chromadorea, Rhabditida, Oxyuridae. The record is from the annotation of a GenBank genome assembly.